CAAAAAAAAAACCAUUGUAAAAGCUGAAAGAUUGAUUUGAACUAUUUUGUUACAAGAUUGCAAUUUUAAGGAAUCUAUAGAUUCACGAGUUAAAAUCUGUGAAUAGAACAAAGAUGCGGAAGUGGAUUUGUUGUGCACGUAAACAAGAAGUUUCGGGUUCGUCAAAUGCUCAGUUACAUCUGAAAAUUCCAAGUCGUGCUGUUGCGAACCUUGAAGAGGCACGUCUUUCCAUUGAAGUUCCUCCCUUGUCUUUGGAUGAGAUUAAAGAGAAAACUGAUAAUUUUGGAUCAAAGUCACUUAUUGGUGAGGGAUCUUAUGGAAGAGUAUAUUAUGCAACUCUUAAUGAUGGGAAAGCAGUUGCUUUGAAGAAACUCGAUGUUGAACCCGAAGCUGAAACAAACGCAAAGUUCUUGAGUCAGGUUGCCAUGGUUUCAAGACUAAAACAUGUGAAUUUCAUUCAACUGUUCGGUUAUUUUGUUGUUGACAACCUUCGUGUUCUUGCGUAUGAGUUUGCAACAAUGGGAUCACUACACGACAUUCUCCAUGGCAGGAAGGGAGUUCAAGGUGCAAAGCCAGGUCCAACACUAGACUGGUUAACGAGGGUGAAGAUAGCAGUUGAGGCAGCUAGGGGUUUAGAAUACCUUCAUGAGAAGGUUCAGCCUCCUGUAAUACAUAAAGACAUAAGAUCUAGCAAUGUUCUUUUAUUUGACGACUAUCAAGCAAAAAUUGCUGACUUCAACCUCUCAAAUCAAGAUCCUGAUAAUGCUGCUCGUCUGCAAUCUACAAGAGUCUUGGGAACCUUUGGUUAUCACGCUCCUGAAUAUGCUAUGACUGGACUUUUAACACCAAAGAGUGACGUUUAUAGUUUUGGUGUUGUACUUCUAGAGCUUUUGACAGGGAGGAAACCUUUAGAUCAUAAAAUGCCACGAGGACAACAAAGUCUUGUAACUUGGGCAACACCGAAACUCAGUGAAGAUAAAGUGAAGCAGUGUGUAGAUCGAAAGCUAAAAGGAGAAUAUCCUCUUAAAUCAGUAGCUAAGCUAGCAGCAGUGGCAGCAUUAUGUGUGCAAUACGAUGCUGAUUGUAGACCAACGAUGAGUACAGUAGUAAAAGCUUUGCAGCGGCUUCUUAAACCUCAUGUGCCAACUUAAGUUUGUGUAUAUCUAAAGUUCUAAACACACAAAAAACUAUCGUUACC
Molecule: messenger RNA, 1198 nt
Organism: Capsella rubella
Lineage: Eukaryota; Viridiplantae; Streptophyta; Magnoliopsida; Brassicales; Brassicaceae
Product: PTI1-like tyrosine-protein kinase 2
Exons: 7
Coding region: 114-1151 (345 amino acids)
Biological process (GO): protein phosphorylation
Molecular function (GO): protein kinase activity; ATP binding
Source: RefSeq, a predicted model, not a curated record